CACCUUUAAGAGGCAGUCGGCGUGCCUGUAGCUGAAGGUCACUAAAGCACUGAGGCUCUCCGCGCUGCGGUCCAAUAUAGCGCAUGCGCCCCGCCCGGGGACCGCCAGACAGACCGCAAUAUGGCGAGAAUGCCUGGCAGCGGGGACCGCGACGCCGACACAGGGGGCACGGAGCCCGGGCACGUCGGCAGCGACGGGGAGGACGACAUCCAGGAGGUACAGAUCACCGGGGACGAGGAGGAGGAGGACGACGACGACGACGAGGAUGAGGACGACGAGGAUGCGGGACUCGAGUGGGAGGCGGAGAGCGUGGAGCCCGGCGCGGAGAGCGAGGCGAUCCUCGCGCGCGGCACGGAGCGGCGCGGUGCGCUGCGCGCGGCGCCGGAGCGCCUGCACGUGCCCGGGCCGGACUCGGAGGCGGAGGCGGAGCUGCACCGAGCGGAUCGCUCCCGCCUCAGCGAGAACACGCGCCUGGCCACCAGGUACGCGGUGCGCAUCUUCCGCGAGUACCUGAGCGAGAAGUCGCAGAGUCCCGACUUCGAGAGCAUGGACAAGGAGGCGCUGUGCGCGGUGCUGCGCUCCUUCUACGCGGAGGCGCGCUCCAAGAGCGGGCAGCUGUACAGCAAGUCGUCCCUCAUCAGCAUCCGCAGCUCGCUGAACCGCUACCUGAACGAGCCGCCCUACUGUCGCACCCUGGACCUCACCAAGGACCCCGAGCUGCGCAGCGCCAACCUGACGCUCGCCGCCGUCAUCAGGAAGCUGGAGGAGCAGGGCGCGGGCCCCGUGGUGCAGAAGCAGGCGAUCACGCGCGGCGACCUCAGGAAGCUCUACACGUCCAGCGUGUUCAACACGAGCACGCCCUUCGGGCUGCUCAACAAAGUGUGGUUCGAGACGUGCAUGUACUUCUGCACGCGCGGCCGCGAGAACCAGCGCGAGCUGGAGGAGGACUCGUUCGGGCUGGCCGUGGACGAGGACGGCAGGAAGUUCAUCUACUUCAAAGCGCUGGGGCCGUACCACAAGUCGCGCUCGGCGUCCUGGAGCAAGAGGAGGAGCGACGGGGACGAAGACAGCCUGCCGCGCAUGUACGAGACGGGCACCGAGUUCUGUCCGUACGCGAGCUUCGUCAAGUACGUGUCCAAGCGGAACCCGCUGUGCCGCGCGUUCUUCCAGAGACCGCGCGACCACUGCGGCGACGCGGACUCCACCUGGUACGAGAACAAAGCCAUCGGCAAGAACCUGCUGGGCACGCGCAUGCAGAUGCUCUCCAGGGCUGCCAAGCUCUCCAAGACGUACACGAACCACUGCAUCGGCGCCGUGUCCGUGGCCACCCUGAACGGCAUCGCGGGCAUCGGCUCGAAAUGGGCGCCGCUGCGCGUUGCCCCGGAAACGGUCGGCGACGGGACCGAGCUCCGGUUCAACCUGGCGCUCCCGGCGUUCGCGAGCCCGCUCGACGGCGGCGCCGGCGCGGACGUCAAAGCGCACAAAGCGUCCAAACGGCCGCGACCCGCGCAACCGCCGGCCCCCGAGGAGAUGUCCGGAGCGGCGUCGCCGAAAAAGGUGUGCGUGGGAGCGGCGGAGCGCGCGGAGCGGGAGCCGGCGGCGGACAGCGUGAGCGUGGGGAGAGCAGCCCCGCCGCCCGGCGCGUCGCCCGCCGCGCAGGAUAACCGCUCCAACAUGUCCAGGCCCAUGAUCACCAGGUCGCCUGCGUCACCCCUGAGCAGCCAGGGAAUCCCGACGCCGGCACAGCUCACCAAGUCCAACGCGCCCGUGCACAUAGACGUGGGCGGCCACAUGUACACCAGCAGCCUGGCCACGCUAACCAAGUACCCGGAGUCCAGAAUCGGCCGGCUCUUCGACGGCACGGAGCCCAUCGUUCUGGACAGCCUGAAACAGCACUACUUCAUCGACAGGGACGGCCACAUGUUCCGCUACAUCCUCAACUUCCUGAGGACCUCCAAGCUCCUCAUCCCCGAUGACUUUAAAGACUACAGCCUGCUGUACGAGGAGGCGCGCUACUUCCAGCUGCAGCCCAUGCUGAGCGAACUGGAGCGCUGGAAGCAGGACCGCGAACUGGGCCGGGCCUCUCGACCCUGCGAGUGCCUGGUGGUCCGCGUGGCGCCCGACCUGGGCGAGCGCAUCAGCCUGAGCGGCGACAAGGCACUCAUCGAGGAGGUCUUCCCCGAGAUCGGCGACGUCAUGUGCAACUCGGUGAACGCGGGCUGGAACCACGACUCGACGCACGUCAUCCGCUUCCCGCUCAACGGCUACUGCCACCUCAACUCGGUCCAGGUGCUGGAGCGGCUGCAGCAGCGCGGCUUCGACAUCGUGGGCUCGUGCGGCGGCGGCGUGGACUCGUCGCAAUUCAGCGAGUACAUCCUGAGGAGGGAGCUGAGGAGGGGGCAGCGCGGCUCGUCGGUCAUCCGGAUAAAACAGGAGCCGUUGGACUAGGGCAGGCCGCCCCGCCCCGCCCCGCCCCGUCCCGUCCCGUCCGGUCCCGCCCCGCCCCGCGGGACUCCUCGCCUUCUCCUCCUCUCGCUUUUUAUUGCAUUGACUGAAUCUGGAGAACAACGGCAACAAACGCAGGAAUUUCUUACCGAAAGGCCCGGCCCCUCGCCGACGUCCGGACCCACCGUCCCUCCCCCCGGAGGUCGCCGACGGGCCCGUGUCAUACGACACCUCAUCUCAGCCGCAUCAGAUCCAUUCCAGAAUAAGAAGUUUGUUUUAAAACUUUGGGACUACGUGUGUUAAGGUGUCAUUGCCAUGCGGCGGAGCAGAUAGCGCCGAUGUUCGAACCACGUGUUCCGACCCGGCGGCUCCUCCACCUCCUGCUCCUCCUCCUCCUCCUCCUCCUCCCCUUCCUCACGCUCCUCUUCCUCGCUGCUUCAUUACCAGGCGAAUAUGGGCAGCGGGAGAGUGCUGGGAGCAGCAGCGACACAUCCGUUGUUCCAUUUCAUUGGAAUAGUCUUGUGUUAAAUGCAAGAUGAACACAUCCCAACAUCUGUCCAUGUCGUGAGCAUAACGUCAUUCUGAAUAUGCGUGGAUUAAACCGAGGCGAUUUUAUCUCACAAUUAAAGAGGAAAAAUUUUAAAAUAUGAAAUGUGUCUUCUUGGAACAGAGGGGUGCAGUUUGUACUCUAGUUAGGGUAGCGAGAAUGUUCCCUUUGUAUGUAAGAGGACAUACGUUGGACUUUACUAAAAGGAGAAUAAUAUUUUGACAAAGACACACACGCACGCACACACUUUGCCUGGGAGGUCUAACCCAGCCUAAACUAAAUAGAUCCGGGACUGAAAGUACACAUUUGUUACAAGGUGCCAUUAAAGGAGGAAAUGUGUCCAUGUAAAAUGAAAUACAGUAUUUUUGCUUCUUUUUUUUUUUUAAUUUUGAACAAAAAAAACCCCACUUUUUUCGCUUAUGAAUUACACUGCUUGCUUGAGUCUUACCGGGAUUUUCAGCAUCAGGGUCCUUCACUUGCCCCAACUCAUAGCGACGAGGAGCAGGCAGACAGCCGUCCAUCUUCACAACAAACCAACGUUAUGAAUACGUUCCGAAAAGGAAAAUGUCACGUUUCAGCCGAACGCGUGGUGCCGGAACAACAGGAACGCUGUUCAGAAAUUACUGUUGGGUAGAGCCGACGUGCGCUCUCGCGUUGCGCAAGCUUGC
Messenger RNA from Scleropages formosus (Asian bonytongue), 3660 nucleotides. Its product is annotated as BTB/POZ domain-containing protein KCTD1. The record is from RefSeq and is a predicted model, not a curated record. Gene Ontology annotation, biological process: negative regulation of DNA-templated transcription; protein homooligomerization. Lineage: Eukaryota; Metazoa; Chordata; Actinopteri; Osteoglossiformes; Osteoglossidae. The transcript is spliced from 5 exons. Gene Ontology annotation, molecular function: transcription corepressor activity; transcription factor binding. Bases 121 to 2448 code for a protein of 775 amino acids. Gene Ontology annotation, cellular component: nucleus.